Molecule: messenger RNA, 1827 nt
Organism: Diceros bicornis minor
Lineage: Eukaryota; Metazoa; Chordata; Mammalia; Perissodactyla; Rhinocerotidae
Gene: SPATA25
Product: spermatogenesis associated 25
Exons: 2
Coding region: 995-1744 (249 amino acids)
Biological process (GO): spermatogenesis
Source: RefSeq, a predicted model, not a curated record
GCGUCAGUAUUUUUAAAAGCUCCCAAGAGAUUCUGAUGUGCAGCCCGGCCUGAGAACCAGUGCCCUAGACCAACUAUUUCAUUUUGCAGAUGAGAAACUGAGGCCAAGAGAUGGGAAUGUAUGGGAAUGUAUUUGUCUAAGGUCACGGUCAUGCAGUGAAUGAAUGCAGAGUAUUCCUUCUCUCACACUACAGGACACAAAGCACUAGACUCCUUUGGUGGUAUCUCUGAUCAUUUGCUUCCAUACAAAUGAUCUCAUUUAAUCUUCACAACUUUUUAUUUAUUUAUUUAUUUUUUCCCCCAAAGCCCCAGUAGAUAGUUGUAUGUCAUAGCUGCACAUCCUUCCAGCUGCUGUAUGUGGGAUGCGGCCUCAGCAUGGCCGGAGAAGUGGUGCGUCGGUGCACGCCUGGGAUCUGAACCUGGGCCGCCAGCAGCGGAGCGCGCGCACUUAACCACUAAGCCACGGGGCUGGCCCAACAACUUUUUUUUUUUUUUGUACAAGAAGAUUCGCGCUAAGCUAACAUCUGUUGCCAAUCUUCCUCCUUUUUUUCCUUCUUCCCCCAACCGCCCCACAAAGCCCCAGUACAUAGUUGUGUAUAGUUGUAAGUUCUUUUGGUUCUUCUGUGUGAGCUGCCAGCACAGCAUGGCUACUGACAGACAAGUGGUGUGGCUCUACACCCAGGUACUGGACCUGGGCCGCCAAAGUGGAGUGCGCUGAACUUUAACCGCUAGGCCAUGGGGCUCUAAUUCUCACAACUUCUGGUGAGGUAGUGGGCAGUCAUCACCCCCACUUUACAGAUGAGGAUAUGAAGGAACAAAACUGUCCAUGUGACUUGCCCAAGGUAAAGGCAAGAAACUAGAAUGCCCAGUUCCUGGUCCAGCACUCUUUUAACCCCAUCCCAUUGUCAUAUUCAGGUUCUAGAAUGAACAGGUCAAUGCUGUGAGGUGGGUUUCAGGUGUAAAGGGGAGGGACUAUGAGGUAACAUUCUAGAAGGAUGGAGAGGAUAGGACAGGAGGCAGAUGACUGUUCCCUCACAAACAGGGGCUUUGGGGCAGCCAUGUCCUAUUUCAUGUCUCCACAAACUCAUCCGGGUCUUCUGCCUUCCAGCCAAGGUGGGGCUGCUUCUCCAGGCUCAUCCCUUGGCCUCUAUAGUCCUGCAGAGCCAGUGGUGGUGGCUGCUAACAGACUAGGCCCUCCGAGCCAGAAAGCUGAGCAGGUAGCACCUGCUGCCCAGGCCUGGGGCCCGGUCCUGGCAAUGCCGGAAGCCAGGGGCUGCCCUGGGGGGGCUAGCUGGGAGACACUGCGGAGGAAGGAGUACGGCGGAUACUGCCACAGAUUCCCCCACGUGAGGCAGCCGGAGAGCCUGGGCUGGGAGGAUGGCUGCUCCAGAAGCAGAGCUCCCCACCUGGGUGGCCCCAGCAGGCCUGGGCCCCUGCUGCUGUGUGGGCUGUCACCAGGGGUUCUGCCGAUCCCCUCUGAGGCAGGGGGGAAGGAAGCCAGCUCCCAGCCUGACAUCUGCAUCCUUACCCUGGCCAUGAUGAUCGCUGGCAUCCCCACCGUGCCUGUCCCAGGCCUGCGGGAAGAGGAUCUGAUUCGGGCGGCUCAAGCUUUCAUGAUGGCCCAUCCAGAGCCAGAGGGGGCUGUGGAGGGGAUGCGGUGGGAGGAGGCGCAUGCGCACACAGCCUCUGGGCAGAUGCCCCUAGUGAGAUCCAGGAGGGGCCAGCAUCCUGGCUCCUGCUUGUAGCUGGAUGAAAUAGCACCAGAUACAUAGGGUGGCUUCUCUGUAUGGUUUUUGGGCAGACAGGGUUGGGGGUGCCUAUGGCAGGG